This is a messenger RNA of Brassica oleracea var. oleracea, 1590 nucleotides long. RefSeq names its product probable WRKY transcription factor 48. Lineage: Eukaryota; Viridiplantae; Streptophyta; Magnoliopsida; Brassicales; Brassicaceae. The transcript has 3 exons. Gene Ontology annotation, molecular function: sequence-specific DNA binding; DNA-binding transcription factor activity. The record is from RefSeq and is a predicted model, not a curated record. Bases 132 to 1334 code for a protein of 400 amino acids. Gene Ontology annotation, biological process: regulation of DNA-templated transcription.
UCACAUUACAAAAUGAAAAACAUAUCAUCAAAUCACCUAAAAACCUAAAGGGAAAUUCUCUCAUUUGAAGAUGACAAUGAUGAUGAUAACUCUAUAAAGUAUCCUCUUAGAGAUUCCAUCUUUUCUAUUGCAUGGAGAAAAAGAUAGAAGAGGAUCAGCAUCAUCAACAACAACAACAAAAGGAGCUGCUCAACAGUUCCAAGAACACAGAGACUAAGAUCCAGCACCAAGAAGAACAACAGCAACAAAUCUUACAAGGAGCACCAUCAUCACACAUGGCGAAUCUAGAUACGUCAUCAGAUCAUCAUCAUCAUCAGUUGGAGCUAGCUAACAACAUCAAUCUCUCAAGCAUCUUCGAUGCUCCACUUUCAUCACCUUUUCCUUAUUCUUAUUUAGAAGAACCCAAUCCUUUUCUUGACUUGCUCUCACAAGACCACCAUCAAUUUGCUUCAUCCUCUAACUCUUCUUCUUUUUCAUUCGAUGCCUUUCCUCUCGAAAACAACAAUACCAACCUCUUUAAUACGGAUUUACCCUUGUCUCAACCUUCAACAACAAAGGCUACGUCAUCAGAAGUUGUGAACACAGCAACGACAUCUCCAAACUCAACCUCAGUCUCCUCUUCAUCCAAGGAAGCUGUAAACGAUAAUACUGAUAAGGAGGUUACUCUUAAAGAUCCAGAAGAAGGAGAUCAACAAGAGCAAAAGGAUACUAAGCCCCAGUUGAAGGCAAAGACGAAGAACCAAAAGAAGGCAAGAGAGGCCAGGUUUGCGUUUCUGACGAGGAGCGAUAUUGAUAAUCUUGACGAUGGUUAUAGGUGGAGAAAGUACGGCCAGAAAGCUGUAAAAAACAGUCCUUAUCCCAGAAGCUAUUACCGUUGCACCACAGUGGGUUGUGGAGUGAAGAAGCGAGUGGAGAGAUCGUCUGAUGAUCCUUACAUCGUCAUGACAACCUACGAAGGUCAACACACUCACCCUUUCCCCAUGACACGUGGACACAUAGCAAUGUUUACGUCACCAAUCCUCAACCAUGGUGCAACCACGGCGUCAUCAUCAUCAUUCUCUAUCCCUCAGCCACGCUACUUGCUGACGCAGCAUCAUCAACCCUACAGUAGCAUGUACAACAACUCUCUAAGCAUGAUCAAUCAAAGCUCCUCAGAUGGCACUUUCGCAAAUCCAGGAUCAUCAUCAUUCCCUGUAUUUAGUUAUGAUGUGUCACUAGCUUCUACUUCAACUACUUCGGCCAUUAGAGAUCAUGGAUUACUUCAAGAUAUUCUUCCUUCGCAGAUCAUGUCGAAUACUAUUGACACCAGAACCAAUGAAAAGGAUAGAAUAUGAACAACGUUUUUUUGCCGGGGCAAUUGUUUUUUUUGGCCGGAAUCGGUUGAUAUGUUUUUGGGGAAUUUUUGGCCGGUAUAGAUAAUUACACCGAUAUUGCUGGCUGGCUUUCGUCAUCAAUAUCUAGUAUCGAAUAACCUAUGCUAACUAGGAACAGACGUUUGUAGCAUAUGUGAUAAAGUGUAUAUAUAUUUUUUUUUUUUGAGUUUUAACAAAAAUGUACAAUUUCUUUGAAGACUAUAUAUAUAUGGAGAGA